AGGUUACACACUCCAGUCAGUGUCAGAGGAAGCAGCUCUGGUCUCACCCAUCACCUGCCUUUCAGCCAAACACUCCAGCUGUCAGAUGGAAAGAAACGGAAGAUGGAUGAUGAUGGCUGUCGUCGUAAUGUGUGUCCUGGUGAACGAUGCUGACUCUUCUCACUGUGCAUGGGAGAACGAAAAUGAGCAAGAACAUGGACAAGCAUGGCAACAAAACAGUGAAGAAGAAGAUGGAAGAGAAGAUAAAAGCGAAGAGAAGAUAAAAAGAGAACGCAUGGAAGAUUGCGUGGAAGACAUUGUCAACAUCACAAAAGCUGAUCCGCCAUUAGAUGACUUCAUGAGGCAUGGGGAUAAACUGAGGAAGUUUGUGGAAAAGAAGCCCAUUGGCCGCUCUGAGUCAUUCUCAAAAGAUAACGUCUUCGUGUAUCUCUACAAACCGGACAAGAAGUUCAGAGGUACCCGUCUUCAUGCCAGCGACACUCCGGCUGGUGUGGCUGCUGAGGGUGGUGCUGAGGCUGAGGAUGCCGACAGCAGCAGGGUGCAUGUGGACCUGCCAACGGAGCUCCUGGAGGAUGGAGAACAGAACAGCAUUGUCUUCUGUGUCAUCAACUCAGUCCCUCAGCCAGAGAACUGGAAUGUGCUAGAUGGGCGUGUGUAUGGACUCAGCGUCUCCAAUAAGACCAUUCAAGGAUUACAGGAGCCCAUCAACAUCACAGUUCCUCUGCAGAGCAUUAAUGGCACACUGAAACCACUCUGUGCCUUUUACAACUUCUCAAACAGCGAUUUCAGUAUGGAUGGGUGUGUGACGCAUUGGAGUGAGGGGGACGUACAAGUGAUCUGCUCCUGUGACCAUCUCACCUACUUCGCCAUACUCAUGGUGGUGAGGGGAAGUGAAAACCAGGUGGUGAAGGACCAUGAGCAGUCUCUGACUUACAUCACCCUAAUUGGCUGCAGCAUCUCCAUUGUCUUCCUCAUCUGCACCGUCCUCCUCUUCCUCAUACAGAGACAUAAGCAGAAGUUUGACGUCUCCAGGCGUGUGCACGUGAACUUGGCUGCUGCCCUGAUCCUGCUGAACGGCCACUUCCUACCCAGCUCCUGGGUGGCGUCUCUGGCAGCCCCUGCUGGCUGUGUGUAUGUUGCGCUGGCGCUGCACUACUCCCUCUUGGCCACAUUGGCCUGGAUGGCAGUAGAGGGCUUCCACCUCUACAUGCUGCUGGUCCGAGUGUUCAAUAUCUACAUCAGGAGAUACCUGCUCAAGCUGGCUCUGUUCGCAUGGGGGGUACCUGCUGUGGUGGUAUUGCUGGUCUACGUCAUUGACAGAGAUGCUUAUGGACUCCCCACUGCCUCCAACAGCACCACACUAGAAAUGUGCUAUGUGCAUAACGAUGCUGUGAAGUGGGUGAGUGUGUGUGUGCCGGUGGCGCUGCUCUACCUCUGCAACGGUGCCGUGCUACUGGUGACGGUGCGACAGCUGUGGCGCAUGCGUGCGAGUGGCGCCUCCUCUGGUCAGGACCGGAAAGGCGCCUGCAGUAUCAUGGGCUGGAAGGACGCCUGCAGCAUCAUGGCCCUCUCCUGUAUGCUGGGCGUGACCUGGGGCAUCGGCCUGCUCAGCUCCCUCUCCCUCACCGCCAUGUACCUCUUCUGCAUCCUCAACUCCCUACAAGGUGUCUUCAUCUCUGUCUGGUUCUUUGCAUCGCGACGGUCUCAAAGCAAAAACACAGAGAGCACCACCAGCACACACACACACACAUAG
Messenger RNA from Engraulis encrasicolus (European anchovy), 1753 nucleotides. Its product is annotated as adhesion G-protein coupled receptor G5-like. Bases 86 to 1753 code for a protein of 555 amino acids. The record is from RefSeq and is a predicted model, not a curated record. Gene Ontology annotation, biological process: adenylate cyclase-activating G protein-coupled receptor signaling pathway; cell surface receptor signaling pathway. Lineage: Eukaryota; Metazoa; Chordata; Actinopteri; Clupeiformes; Engraulidae. Gene Ontology annotation, cellular component: plasma membrane. Gene Ontology annotation, molecular function: G protein-coupled receptor activity. The transcript has 14 exons.